Molecule: messenger RNA, 1938 nt
Organism: Mesorhabditis belari
Lineage: Eukaryota; Metazoa; Nematoda; Chromadorea; Rhabditida; Rhabditidae
Source: the annotation of a GenBank genome assembly
AUGCAAGAUCCGGUGCUAAAGUUUGCCCGUACAAUAUUUCAAUUACUCCUCGUUUUUCACAGUGUCUCCUCGUUGAACAAAACCGUUUUGGUUACUUCUCGCCUAAUCAGACCCGACCCGGUUUAUGUGAGCGACAAUUUCGACGCAGAGCUGAGAAAGGUGUCAGCGGUGUCGCUUCGUCGUGUCAACACCUCGUUAGACACAUCGAGGUUUCUCCUCUUUUCCACCGAUGUCACCUAUCGCAUUGACUACGCAGAAGUUCCCACGUGGAUCACGAUCGCUUUCAAAAGCACGGCCACGGUGGCGCUAGAGAAAUUUCGCUGGGAUCGACCAACGAAAGUGUGCGAGUAUCAAUUGAUCGUCGGAUCGCCGGCAGGCAUCGAUAAACACCCUGAGCGAAAAAUUAUCAUUUUUCGCAUUCAUGUUCCGCCCGGUUGUCAGCCGAGUUUUGCUUUGAUAACCACUCACGAAGAGGAGGGAAAGAGUUAUCCGUACGAUUGGAAUGUGCCUCAAGAAGUGUGCGAUGGGCAAGUGUUCGUCACCUCUUACGGAUACGAGAAUCCCCAUAUGGGCAUCGUUAAUGUCGUUCAGAAUACCGGAACUGAAGGCUACAACAUGACACGAAACUUUUACUGCAGGAAAUAUCCGGUUGUAUUCGAUGUCGAGGUCUUUUUCGUUGGAAACGGAAUGCUGACAUUGAUGAUCUUGGGCUCAAAAAGUCUUGGUGAUUUCAAUAUGAGUGUGAUUGAUGACAAUUGGCCGUACCGAGUGGGCGACGCGAAAGAAGUCGGGAUUUUCUGGCAGCAAGACGGAGCCAAGAUAAAGACGAGGGGACUCUUUGUGAAAGUGAAUGUGGCAAAAGCCGGCGUUAGUGCCACAUCAAAAGAAACCAGCUCGCCAAUGCUUUUCAAGUGUGGUACCGUUGUUUGUAAUGAGUGUUGGAAAGAAGAGAUGGCUCGUGGGAAAGCUUUGUGGAAGCAUCGAUGCUCGAUAGCCGACAAAUAUUCCGUUGAUUCACUCGAACGGCAACCGUUUCGCUUAUGGUGUAAUCAUAUGGUUUGCAAUGGAUGUUUCGAGAAAACGUCAACGCAAGUCGCAGGUCCAAAUGGAACGCGGUGCACAUAUAAAUGCCCGAUAUGCCAAAAAGCUGAUCCAUAUUUGUUGUCUUCUGGGAAUUUGGAGAAUUGCAUGAAAGUUUUCCUUCAAGAACUACCGACAUUGACGGAACAACUGAAAGAGCAACAGACUAGACAAUCAACUCAGCUUCAGCGGUCUGAAACUUGCGCUGAAUGCGACGAAAGUUUUACGCUCAAACAGAUGUUCGAAUGUGAUGAUUGCAAGAAAAGAAUUUGUGGUGCAUGUUGUUAUCGUCGACAUCGAACUCACAAAGUGGUGGAUCUGCUAGAAGAAGAGAGAAGCAAAAUGCUCCAAGAAACAAAGAAAUCACUUGACAUCCAAAUUAAUGCUUAUGAAAAGAUCUUCCGACAUUUUCAUCAAAAGUUAAUCGAAGAGGUUCAACAAUUGGGACAAAACCUUUUGAAUGAUGUGGCUAAAUUGGACAACGAAACGUUCAAUGUUAUUGCUGUGAAAACAAAAGAACUCAGAAAACUUGGUGAACAAUUCGAGACUUUUUCAGAGGACUACUUGCCGCAUUUGAGAAAAUUCGACACACAAGUUUCGAAGCUGCUAAAAUCGACACUCCCAAAAACAUCGAUCCCGAAAGUACCAAAAGAACCUUUUGCUUUCCUUCGGCCGAAGAAAGUUCCCGAAGAAAACAAUCGCUAUCCACGGCUCUCACAAGGUGUACAAAUAUCUCCCAAUACCACUGUUUACCCUUCACCUUAUUAUAACAUGUCGAUGCCGUAUUUGAGAGAAACCCCGCAACCACAUGGAAGUCCAUUCACAAACAUCAUUGAAGCAGGACUUGUUCAUUUUGGG